CGCUCCGCCCGCCCCGGAGCCUCGCCCUCCGCCGCGAUGAGCAAAUGAACGCAAGCGAGGGCAUGAAAUUUAAAUUCCAUUCAGGAGAGAAAGUGCUGUGCUUCGAGCCAGACCCCACCAAGGCGCGGGUGCUGUACGAUGCCAAGAUUGUCGAUGUUAUUGUUGGGAAAGACGAGAAAGGCAGAAAGAUCCCUGAAUAUCUGAUCCAUUUUAAUGGUUGGAACAGAAGCUGGGAUAGAUGGGCAGCCGAAGAUCAUGUGCUUCGUGAUACAGAUGAAAAUCGUAGAUUACAGCGUAAAUUGGCAAGAAAAGCUGUAGCUCGCCUGAGAAGCACUGGAAGAAAGAAGAAGCGCUGCAGGUUGCCUGGUGUUGACACUGUCUUAAAAAGCUCCCCUACUGCAGAAAAAAAUGAAAAUGAUGAAAACUCCAUAAGCACUUCCUCUGAUGACAGUGAAGAAAAGGAUGAAGAAAUAAGUGACGAAAGUGAUAGUGAAGAAAAGCCUGAAGUGAAAGAGGAACUAGAGCUGCAAACAAGAAAGGAAAUGGAAGAACGAACAAUAACUAUAGACAUCCCUGAAGUUCUGAAGAAGCAACUCGAAGAUGAUUGUUACUAUAUUAACAGGAGGAAACGGUUAGUGAAACUUCCAUGCCAGACCAACAUCAUAACUAUUUUGGAAUCCUACGUGAAGCAUUUUGCUAUCAAUGCAGCCUUUUCAGCCAAUGAGAGGCCUCGUCACCAUCAUGCCAUGAUGCAUGCCAACAUGAAUGUGCAUUAUAUUCCGGCAGAAAAGAACGUUGACCUUUGUAAGGAGAUGGUGGAUGGGCUGAGAAUAACCUUUGAUUAUACGCUCCCGUUGGUUCUGCUCUACCCAUAUGAACAAGCUCAGUAUAAAAAGGUGACAUCGUCUAAAUUUUUUCUUCCAAUUAAAGAAAGUGCUACAAACACUAAUAGGAGCCAGGAGGAGCUCUCUCCCAGUCCACCUUUGUUGAAUCCGUCCACGCCACAGUCCACAGAGAGUCAGCCGACUACUGGUGAACCUGCCACCCCCAAGAGGCGCAAAGCCGAGCCAGAAGCCAUGCAGUCUCUGCGGCGGUCCACACGCCACAGCACCAAUUGUGACCGGCUGUCCGAGAGCAGCGCCUCGCCGCAGCCCAAGAGGCGGCAGCAGGACACAUCCGCCAGCAUGCCCAAGCUGUUCCUGCACCUGGAAAAGAAGACACCUGUUCAUAGCAGAUCGUCUUCCCCCAUUCCUCUGACUCCUAGUAAGGAAGGGAGUGGUGUGUUUGCUGGCUUUGAAGGUAGAAGAACUAAUGAAAUAAAUGAGGUCCUCUCCUGGAAGCUUGUGCCUGACAAUUACCCUCCAGGUGACCAGCCACCUCCACCUUCUUAUAUUUACGGGGCACAGCAUUUGCUGCGAUUGUUUGUAAAACUUCCAGAAAUCCUUGGAAAGAUGUCCUUUUCUGAGAAGAAUCUGAAAGCUUUACUGAAGCACUUUGAUCUUUUUCUGAGGUUUUUAGCAGAAUACCAUGAUGACUUCUUCCCAGAGUCAGCUUAUGUCGCUGCGUGUGAGGCACACUAUAGCACCAAGAACCCCAGGGCAAUUUAUUAACGUCUGGAUGGUUCUGUGAGGACAUGCCUGUUUGGCUUUGUAUUCUGGAUUUCAGGUGACGAACUAGUGAGACAGCAGGCCUUCUUUUUUGUUUUUUUUUUUUUGGUCCUUUUGCGACAGGGUGAAUUGCCCACUUACUGUAGUAUCUCUGUUAAGAAUUGUUUCCCAGGUGCCUGAACAUAGCUCAGAUAAAACCCUUACUGUUACAUAGGACAUCUGUGGUGGCAGGCAAAGACAGCUGUUCAUAGUGAAACGUCCGGGAGAGUGUACAUAAGUUAGGCUGUUUUGGAAGACAUUGCAGCUAAUUGUUAGUGAGAGCCACAUUGUUGAGUUAUUUGUUAGCACUAAAGAAGAUAUUUUUGCAGACUAUUUUCAUGCUUGUGGUGAGGCUGAGCGACUCUGCCCAACCGAUUUUAGUUGGUACUUGGAAACCACGAAGUUGUCUCAGAGUCUUAGAGGAGAUAUUGAUGGCCAAAGGAAAUUUGCAGCUAUACAUUUACUUGUAACAGUUCCCUCUCUAUAAAAUGUUAUUUUUGGAGAUCUAAAUAAAGCAUUGCCUGUCUUGUUUGAGAUUUUACAACUGUACUUUGUUGAGUAAUGUCAUGGUUCCCUUUCUAUAAAAUGUUAUUUUUGGUGAUCUAAA
Molecule: messenger RNA, 2253 nt
Organism: Chinchilla lanigera (long-tailed chinchilla)
Lineage: Eukaryota; Metazoa; Chordata; Mammalia; Rodentia; Chinchillidae
Gene: Msl3
Product: male-specific lethal 3 homolog (Drosophila)
Exons: 13
Coding region: 45-1610 (521 amino acids)
Biological process (GO): chromatin organization; regulation of DNA-templated transcription
Cellular component (GO): NuA4 histone acetyltransferase complex; nucleus; MSL complex
Source: RefSeq, a predicted model, not a curated record